Chinchilla lanigera (long-tailed chinchilla) is the source of this 2946-nucleotide messenger RNA. RefSeq names its product unc-5 family C-terminal like (gene Unc5cl). Gene Ontology annotation, cellular component: membrane. Lineage: Eukaryota; Metazoa; Chordata; Mammalia; Rodentia; Chinchillidae. Gene Ontology annotation, molecular function: protein binding; netrin receptor activity. The record is from RefSeq and is a predicted model, not a curated record. Gene Ontology annotation, biological process: positive regulation of JNK cascade; netrin-activated signaling pathway; positive regulation of canonical NF-kappaB signal transduction. Bases 166 to 1722 code for a protein of 518 amino acids. The transcript is spliced from 9 exons.
GCCACCUGCGGGCUGGCCUGGCCGCUGGGUCAGGACGACCUGUUUCUGGGAGAAGGAACCGCGGGUCCUGCACAAGCCGGCCGCCCGUGGGAGCUUUAGACAGAAGGCCCUUAGCCUUGGCUGGCUCAGGUACAGGACAUCCAGCAGUCUUGAGUGACCAGGAGGAUGUGUCCCCCGGAGAGUGCCCUCCAGCCCCCCCAGUUCCUCCUGCUGGUGGGGAUCCCUGUGGCCAGUACCCUGCUUCUGGUUCAGUGCCUCCGGUGGCACUGUCCCCGGUGGCUGCUGGGGCCCUGCCAGAAACCAGACAGCGACGAGGAGCCAGUGCCUCCGUCCACUCCACCACUAGAACUCCAUGUGCCGGAGCAGUGUGCACCUGCCACACUGCCAGAGAUGGCUGCCUUCUACCAGGAGCUGCACACGCCCACUCAGGGCCAGACUGUCAUCCGCCAGCUGAUGCACAAGCUGCUGGUAUUCUCGGCCCGUGAGGUGGAUCACCGUGGGGGUUACCUGCUGCUGCAGGACACAGGCAUCUCCCUGCUUAUUCCACCAGGUGCUGUGGCUGUGGGCCGCCAGGAGCGUGUGUCCUUGGUCCUGGUGUGGGACCUGUCCGAUGCCCCAUCGCUGUCCUGCGCCCAGGGGCUGGUGAGCCCGGUGGUGGCGUGUGGCCCCCACGGAGCCAACUUCCUGAAGCCCUGCACCCUCACGUUCAAACACUGCGCCCAGCAGCCAGGCCACGCACGCACUUACAGCAGCAACACGUCCCUGUUGGAUGCCAAGGCCUGGCGGCCCCUGGGCCAGCCUGGGGCACACACCUCCCUGGACGAAUGUCGCAUCCAACUUUCCCACUUCAGCCUCUACACCUGUGUGCUGGAGGCGCCGGCAGGCCAGGCUGCCCGCAAGUGGUUGCAGCUGGCCAUGUUCUGCUCCCCGCUGGCCCCAGGGCAGACCCACCUGCAGCUGCGCGUCUACUUCCUCAACAACACGCCCUGUGCCCUGCAGUGGGCCUUGACCAAUGAACAGCCCCACGGGGGGCGCCUGCGAGGGCCCUGCCAGCUCUUCGACUUCACGGGGGCCAGAGGCGACCAGUGCCUGAAACUCAAGUACAUCUCUGAGGGUUGGGAGAACGUGGAUGACAGCAGCUGCCAGCUGGUUCCCCAUCUCCACAUCUGGCAUGGAAAGUGCCCCUUCCGCUCCUUCUGCUUCCGGAGAAAAGCAGCCAAUGAGAACGAGGACUGCUCGGCGCUGGCCAAUGAGAUCAUUGUCACCAUGCACACCUUCCAGGACGGCUUGGAGACCAAGUACAUGGAAAUCCUCAGGUUCCAGGCAUCGGAGGAGGAGUCCUGGGCAGCGCCACCCCCUGUCUCCCAGCCGCCCCCGUGCAACAGGCUGCCACCAGAGCUCUUUGAGCAGCUGCGGAUGUUGCUCGAGCCAACCAGCAUCACAGGCAACGACUGGCGCCGGCUGGCCUCCCACCUGGGCCUCUGUGGCAUGAAAAUCCGGUUCCUGUCGUGCCAGCGCAGCCCUGCCGCGGCCAUCCUGGAGCUCUUCGAGGAGCAGAACGGCAGCUUGCAGGAGCUGCACGGCCUCAUGACCUCCAUCGAGCGGUUGGACUGCGCCUCGGUUAUCCAGAGCUACCUGAACAGGACGCCCCACAGCAGCCCGGCCACGGCCCACAGUCUUGCCUGGGAGAACCAGGGCCUAGAGCUGGAUGAGAAGCUCUGAGCACCCACCACGGUGGGUGACCUGAGGAAAAUGUGGCAGCAGAACCUACUGACCAUCCCAGGGCCACCUGUGAGCCACCUCCAUCAAGACCACCUUGGCCUGCAUGCAGGUUCUCUCCUGGCCGGCAGGGGGCGCGGGCGCACAGGAGAUGACCACAGCUUGGCCAGCUUCCUGGCAGCUAUUUAUAGACACUGGGCUUCCAGGUGGCCCCGUGGGCACUCCUGGGCAACUGUCUGGCCCACAAGAAUUCACUGAGCACUUAGUAAGUCCCAGCACUCCAGGGGUAUGCUGGAGUGCUUGAGGUGGGCCUGGAGCCCGGAGUAACCUCAGCGCUCUUUCCGCCGCUCCAGGUGCACAACCGAGCACACAGCACAGACUCUUAAGACUGCAGCAUCCUGAGCUUUGCUCUGCAGGAGGAGCUGGGAAGGGAGAGAGCUGAGUGUGGGCUGGAGAAAGAGAAGGCCUUAGGUAGGAUGUGGGGACAGAGCCUGAGGUGGGGCUGGGGAGAGCGCCUAGAGGUGCUCAUGAGGGCGGGAGGUGUUGCGGAGCUCAGCCCGAGGGCCCGAGGGAGGGCCAGCCAGAACGUAUAUGGGCAGGGAUCCCUGCUACCCACCGUCUCCUCUCCAUCCCUCGGUCUCUUCCCCCUCUGCCAUUACCUCUGCCAUAGAGCAUUAAUGCUGAGCAGAAACCUCAGGAUCAACCUUUAUAUCCCUUCCUCUCCCGCUGUAUGACUUUUGAGCCUCUGACUUCAUUUUUCUGCCUCUCUUGCCUGUGACUUCUCCAUCCCAGAAUCCCCAUGUUGUUACCCAGUGCCUUAGCAUCUUUUCGCCUCUACCUCGUUACCGUGCCUGUCUUUGCGCAUUGCCUUCUCUCCCUGAGAUCCUCCGUGGUUCCCCCCAGGCAAGUGUCUUCAAACUGAUGUGAUGCAUCUGAGGCUCUUGUGAGAGACAGAGCUAUCCUCGCCGUGACUGAAUGGGGAUAGUCUCCCCAUGGAUCAAGAUCCAGUUGGAGCCAGGAGAUAAAGGAAAGGGACUGAUAAAUAAACAAAUACUACUGUGUGUAAGACACUGUAUACAAAAGGUGGGCACUGCAAAGAGAACAGAGAGUUGCACUCAGGUCUAGCACUGCUUCUGCUUGCAAACAGUUAUCCUUAAUUUGUUCUGGUAACGCUAAGAGUUUGCCUUUAUAUUUAAUAAAAUAUGAAUGCUUUUUUAUGAUGAACAA